CGGAAUAAUAAGCAAUUAAUUCUGGGCAUCCUUGCGGUAGUUCUCCCUCAAGGCACGGAGCAUGUUGAAUCCAUGAAGGUCUGUGAAUCUUGCCGAGCGGAGCAGCCUGUGAAUCUGAAUUUGUUCCAUGGCAGGCAACAUGCACAAGACUUCUACCAAUGUGGACAGGAACUAGUUGGCAGUGCCGGAGGUUGAGAGCUGUCUUCUGUCUUUGGGCUUGUUUCAAAGUAGGUUCAAGCUUGUCCACCCAGAAGUAGCCCCCGACUCCCAGGCGAAGACAGGCUGUGUUUCACGAAGCAAACUGAGUUCGAUUUCGAAGCUCAGCAGUCGAUGCUUUCGAACCAUGUCACCCCGAACGUGAGGACGGGACCGUUCUGCGCUUCGUCUCACCGUCCCCUUCUUGUUCUGCGCCUCGAGGCUGUGAUGGAUCCAUGUUAUCCGCGAAUAGCGACGAGAUCCUGCAGAUGUCUGAUGAGGAGGAUGUGAUGAAGCUCCUGAAGAAAAGUUGCACAGCACCGCUGGACAAGACCGACAGUACGGACGGCCCUACAUGCAUCAAGCCUUGCUCCAGUGAGCCACUGGGUCGGGGCAGGCUGCGCAAGGCCGUUGGCUCGGUCAUUUUCAGCAACUACUGGAGACCCGUCGCGAGGAGCGAAGAUGCAGGGAACCUUUUGAACCAUGACCAUCAGGAACACGAGGUCACUUUGCGCCCUCCACAGCGUAGCAACUGGGCGGCGGCCGAGAUCGCCUUCGAUGGUGGCACGUCGCCGUACUGCCUGAUCUCUCACAGCUCUCAUCCGGAGGACUUGUUUGACUGUGUGAUCUUGCCAGAGUGGGGCCUCCGCACGCCGAACUUGAUCCUCUCCAUCAUGGGAGGUGCUGGGAACAUGAAGCCUUCCGAGAAGUUCGACAUCGUCUGCUUCUCGAAGGGCUUGGUGGAGGCCGCCACCAGAACCUGCGCCUGGGUCAUUACGGGUGGCACUGCCAGUGGGGUCAUGGACAUUGUUGGCAAGGCGAUGCAGAAGCACGACAAGCAACGACAGGUGCCCUGCAUCGGCAUCAGCCCUUUUGGUGCUUUGACCAGCAAAUGGCGGGGUCUCCUGGAGAAGCAAACGGAGGACACACCCAUCAAGCAGAUGAAGGUCGACGCAGCGGAAGCGCAAAGCCAGUCGCCUGAGAAGGAAGGCAAGAUCACCUUGGCCGCGCUCCAGGAUAACCAUUCGCACUUCAUCAUUUGUGACAACGGUGAGGUGGGGAGCAAGACCUUUGGCUCGGAGAUCCCCUUCCGAACUCGCUUCGAGGACUAUGUUGCCAAGGGCUCCAUGCCGGGGUCGACGAAAGCGCCAGUGCCACGCGUGAUGAUCCUCGUGAACGGUGGCAAGAUCUCCCUAGAUUCACUGGUGCAGGCUAUACGAACAGGAUGUCCGCUCGUGGUAUGUCAAGGCACUGGACGGAUUGCUGACGUAAUUUGCAGCAUCCUGGACGUGACCAAGAACAGACCAGACUCGGAUUCGGAGUCCUCCACUCCUUCGGUGGGCGAAGAUGAGGAAUUCGCCCUGUUGCUCCAGUCCGCCGUGAAGGAGUUCAUGGGAAACGAGCCCCUGACCCAAGAAGAUGUGGCAAAUGCUCGUGAGAUCGUCAGUAGUGGCAAGGUGGAGAUAUAUUCCAUCAAUGAUCGCCUCGAGGAUGUGAUCCUCCGGGCGGUCCUGGGCAACAGCCGCUCUUUAACCUCGCCUGUCUCAAACCACACCGGAGUUUGGCAACAGCUCGCCUUGGCGGUGCAGUGGGGCUGCAAGGAUUACUACGACGAUCUGGGACGAAGGCUCAUCCAGGACAAGGGUGGCCACGAGCAUGGAGGUCCCCAAGAGGCCAUCCGCUUGAUCUUUCAAGAGUUGGUCGCCUUCGGCUGGCGCAACAACAAAGGUGACGCCAAAACCUUCAAGCGGCAACGGAAGGCAGCCAAGACCCCGAUCAACGUGGUGAAGAAUGUCCGAGAGAAUACAGGGCCGUUGGUUGCCUGGCUUCUCCAACACUUCCUCAAGCAGAUGGACCAAUUUGAGGUGAGCGAACACACCUUUGGGGCCACGACCGGCAAGAUUCACUGGAAUCGUUUGGGCCAGCAGGAAUCCUGGAAAUCUUUGGAAGGUCUCCUUCUGUGGUCCAUCGAACAGGAAGCGCCAUCCUCCUUGCUGGAGAUCAUUUGGUCUUACAUGGAGGACCCUGUGCAUGCUGCUCUGGUAGCGGCCUCCGUCUUUCGAGAUACGGCGGAGCGGGAGCAUGGCUUUGCCUCGUACCAUGAUUGCUUGGCCAAGAAGGAGCUGGAUGACGCCGCCGACCGCUUUGAAAGGCUAGCGGUGCUGGUGGUGGAGGAUUUGGCCCUCACGGGCAAAGGUGUGGAUUACCUCUUCCAGGAAUCCAUGCGAUGGCAGGUUUCAGGACAAGGUGGACAAGGGCGAACCUGCUUCAAGCUGGCUCAUGAAUUAGGAUGUAAGAUGUUUGUCUCGGCGACCUUCUAUCGCCUGGCGGUGGAUUUGUACUGGAUCACACCGGUGCCCUUCCACAUCACCAAGGACAAACUGGACACGAAAGAGGUGAGCUGGUGGGCAUUGCUCAGUUUGCUUUGGAAUUUCCAGAUCGGUGGCUUCACUCUCUGGGAGUUCCUCUCCAUUCCCUCGAGCCAGGCAUGGACUCAUGGCAUCUCAAGAAGUGUUUUUGUUGGCUUGUACUCCUACGCCGUCUUCAAAAGGCUUCUGACGUUUGGCGGAAUCUCCACCGUGGAGGUGCUGCUCUUCUUCUGGGGCUUUGGCUUUGGACUGGUGGAGAUCAAUCAGUUGCAUUCGAUGGGCUUUCAAGCCUACAUCCAUGACUUUUGGAACUUUUUAGAUGCAUUGCACAUCACCGUGCUGCUGGGGGCGCUGGUUUUAGGUGUGGCCUUGGCAGACAAGAAUGAGGAUAUCAACGAGGUUGAGCACAUACUGGAGAUCACCCAUGCUAUGAACUUGCUGCCUUGCUGGAUCCGAGUCUUGCAAAUCCUACAGCUUUCGGAGUAUUUCGGGACCUUGCUGAUCACAAUCUUCGGAAUGGCCAAGGAUGCGCUGAAGUUCUUCAUCUUGGUGGUGAUCUUCUGCUUUGGGUUCAGCUGUGCCAUCACGCCGAUACUCUUCCCAAAUGGCCUCGAGCGCGAUGAGCAGGGCUUGACCUGGGCAUUUUGGACGAUCGUGGGGAAUUUGGAUGAUAAAGCACUCAACAAGCUCUCGAGCUUGGAAAGUGGCACCAGGUUCAUCGCUGUGGUGUUGGUCUACACCUUGGCACUGGUGUGCAACGUGCUCUUGGUGAAUUUGCUCAUUGCUGUGAUGAACAGCACAUACGAGAAGAACCAAGCAGUUUCCCAGACACAAUGGGCCUACAACAGAGUGGAAGCGGUGUUGGAGUUCGACCAUGAAUCGAUCCUGCCGCCUCCGCUGAACUUGCUCGGCUUGCUCAAAACGCCGUUCUUCUCGUUCUUCUGGCCCUUCUUCUUUAAGCGUAGCAGAGCAGAUUCCAUCGAGGAGGAGGCCGCGCUCGCGGGCGAUGGCCGGGUGGACGUCUCUGUGACACGCCGAGACUUGAAGGACGCUCAACAACGAGCCUUCAAGGCCAUCACGUAUGAGGAGGACCGGGGCGAGUCGGCCAUGCUCCGUGCCGAGCUGGCCGAGCUUCGCCUGAGGAACACGCAACUGGACCAGAGGAACAAAGAUCUUGAAGCCUUGGCCGCGAACUUCCUUUUGGAGCGGAACGCGGCGGUGGUGGUGUCUCCGGAGACACCCUUCAACCAUCCGCCCUCUCCGCAGCCAGGUUCAGGUGCUGCCCGGAAGAAUCGGCGUUUGCCAACUGGACCUUUGACAUAUUCUGUGCUCACGAGCGGCGACAAGAGCCCCAUACGGUCCAGGGCACCGUGAGAUUCCGUGGGGUCGGGGCUCCCCGAUUUGAC
This is a messenger RNA of Durusdinium trenchii, 3970 nucleotides long. Lineage: Eukaryota; Dinophyceae; Suessiales; Symbiodiniaceae. The record is from the annotation of a GenBank genome assembly.